AUGGGAGAAGUCCUUGAUCAGAGCCAGACACAGUCAAAUUGUAUUCAUACUGCACAAAAGUUUGAUGGGGGAAAUAAUGUGGGUGGUAGUGUUGUGGCUUCUGAUAAUGCAUUGGACAGUGAGUCAUCACAAUAUGAGGAACACUUAGACAACUCGACUUUAGAUGAUGAGUACUNAUAUGUUGAACACACCAAAGGAGAAGUCCUUGAUCAGAGCCAGGCACAGUCAAAUUGUAUUCCUAUUGCACAAAAGUUUGAUGGGGGAAAUAAUGUGGGUGGUAGUGUUGUGGCUUCUGAUAAUGCAUUGGACAGUGAGUCAUCACAAUAUGAGGAACACUUAGACAACUCGACUUUAGAUGAUGAGUACUUCGAUGACAAUGAGUAUGAUUUGGAUGGAGUACAACUGCAUGAUACAAUGGUUGAUGAAGAUGUGAGACUAAGGAAUGAAAUAGAAAAAAGGGAAGUGGUUGGUAAUGGCACUGGAAGAAACAAAAGGAAAUGGGUUGAGAAAGAUAAUACAACAACAAUGAGUACUGCUGAAGAGAAUAUUAGUGAAGAUUGUGAUUCAGAUGAACUAAGAGGUAUUCCUAUGACGCCCAAAAAUCUGGGUGUCCGUAAUUACCUCGUUAAUCACCCAUCAAUUCGUGGAAUACCCGUGGAUACCAUAUAA
Molecule: messenger RNA, 669 nt
Organism: Ilex paraguariensis (yerba mate)
Lineage: Eukaryota; Viridiplantae; Streptophyta; Magnoliopsida; Aquifoliales; Aquifoliaceae
Source: the annotation of a GenBank genome assembly